GGGGUGUGGUUUAAGGGUUAUAAUGAGGUUACGUAAUGAAAGGAGACGUGACCACGUUGGGCAAUGGUACAAAUGAGUCAGAUAACAGGAACUCACUGAACAUUUCGUUUCUUCUUCUCACGUUAUCUCUGACAGACAGCACUCUGUCGCCGAGCCUCUGCUCUCUGCGGACGUACAAAGUGUGAGCUCCUUUAGUUUAAAUGCUGCGGUCAACCGGGGAGGACACGUUCAGGAAGUCGGUCACAAAGCGAAGAAUGUGAAAAGCGAAAGGAUGUGCUCCACGGAAAACAACCCAGAGCUGCAGCCGACAUCGUCCGACCCGGCUCUCCUCCUGGAGCUGAAGACCAGGCGACCUCCGUCCUUGGUGGAGAGAGCUGGAUGUGAGACCUGGAGUGUUGACUUCUCUCCGGAUGGAGCUUGGUUCGCCUGGUCCAUGGGACACGGGAUCGUCUGGGUCGUCGCCUGGCCUCUCGACUCCGAAGAAAGUCAAAAUGGAGAGACUGACAGAGGAGACAAAAGCUUCAGUUGUGGUCACCCAGUGUGGGGGCUCGCCUUCGGGCCCAGACCUCCGAAAUCAAAUGCAACAGCGUGUCCGACUAAAACACGAUCAAAAGGGAAAAACAGCCUGCUUCUGGCCACGGGCUUGGAGAACGGGGUGAUCAAAAUCUGGAAUGUUUUAACAGGCAGUGCUGUUUUUGAUCUCCACGGCCAUGAAGGGGUUGUAAGGGACCUGGUGUUUCCUCAGAAUGGGACGCUCACACUCAUAUCAUCCUCUCGGGACAAAACUUUGAGGAUAUGGGACCUGGCUCAUAAAGGGAAAAAGGUGCAGGUGCUUUAUGGCCAUAAAGACUGGAUCAGUUCCUGCUGCGUAUCAUCUGACUGCAGCAUGAUUGCGUCUGUCGGGAGAUUUGACAGGAUGGUGUGUCUGUGGAGUCUACGUUCAUAUACAUUCAUCAGGAACCUGACAGGAGGGGCCCACAAGACCGUGUACCUCCUGUCUUCUUGUGACUUCUCUCCUGACGGGGCAAUUCUCGCCACUGCAGCCUUCAGCGGCUCCAGUUGGUGGAUCGACCUCUGGGACCCAUACACAGCAGAGAAGCUGGCCACUCUGGCUGACUACUUUGAAGAUUAUGGGCAAAACCAAAUAUCAGCAAUACAGUUCUCUCCAAACGGUCUGCACUUGACACUUGUGACAGACGACAGAGCUCUUAGGAUUUGGGAGCUGGGGGAGAAAGGGAUGGUGAUGGAGACGAAAAGAGACAGAGACUCUAACGGACUGUGCUGCAAGUACCAUCCACAAGGGGGAGUUGUUGCUACGGGAACCAGAGAUGGCCACGUGAGGUUCUGGAGGGCACCCAGUGCGGUGCCCAGCUUGUGCCACCUGUGUCGAUCUAUCCUGCGCCACUCUAUCUCCACGCACCAGAUUGAGGCGCUGCCCCUCCCCAAGAGGAUCCUCGAGUACCUCACCUACAAAAACAUCCCAGAACGCCUCAAGUCCUGCUGCUCCUCAGAUGAAGAGGAGUGGGAAAGUUAAAUAGGAACUUUAAAAACAAAUAACUGACAUUUCCAGCGAUGUAUUGCCUUGUAUUUUCUGAUAACAAAUGCUUUUGAAAGGUUGAAGCAGAUUAAGCAUAUUUUAAGAUACUUUAGAUGCAACAUUCCUGCACUAAGAUUUCAUUUAUUGCACUACUGCGGUACUAAAAAGCAUACAUUCAGUGUUCACAUUGUUGACUUGAAUAACAGUUUUAUACUAUUAAUUUAUUGUGUAAAUAUCAGAUAUAUAUAAUUUCUAAUUCCUGUGUUUACCAUUAUAUGCACUGCUAAUGUACUGGCACAUUAAUAUUACAGCAACUGGACUUAUAAGAAAGGGUUUUAUUAAACUGAUUAAAACAUA
Molecule: messenger RNA, 1894 nt
Organism: Oreochromis niloticus (Nile tilapia)
Lineage: Eukaryota; Metazoa; Chordata; Actinopteri; Cichliformes; Cichlidae
Gene: wsb2
Product: WD repeat and SOCS box containing 2
Exons: 9
Coding region: 272-1534 (420 amino acids)
Biological process (GO): protein polyubiquitination; intracellular signal transduction
Molecular function (GO): protein binding
Source: RefSeq, a predicted model, not a curated record